AUGGCCGCCACUGAACCUCCCCCCCUCCGGAGCCGACAAGCCCCAAUACACACAAACUACUGCCGCGGGUCCCUCAUUCCCACGAAAGACUUGGAGUCGAUGUCAAGUCUGGACCCACCGCUCCACGUAUUCGGGACGCUCCCGUCUCUCCCCCCAGUGCUCCAAUCGCCGACCAGUCCGUACAGUCAGAGCUCUCGCCCGCGAGACCACGACCGACAGCCGCUCUCGCCAGCAUCGACUGUAUCCAGCCGGCACGCGCCCCAGCUAGCAAGUCCCAUCGGCAGCGGCUCGCUGGGAGACUUCGACCUUGGUUUCUCUCCGAAUAGCAACUUGACAACCCCCGCACCCGAAGACAUCAGUGGGAUCACAGCAAAUGAUACGACGUUGCAGGACGACAAUCGCAACAGCCGUGAAUCUGAUGGCACUACAAGCACAAGGCGACAACAUGUCUCCAAGGAGUCCUCGGCAUCGACCAGUGCAAGCUCCAUUUCUGGCAUGAACGAGAAUUCCGAGUGUCGCGACAAUGGAUCGGCAGAGAGCUCUCUCAUUGAGGGCCACAUGCCCCGAAAUCAGUCCGUGCCGCUGUUCCAAUACCACCAUCAAGGCCAGUAUCCCCCUGAGCGGGUGGCGAGCGCACCCAACAUGCCAGAUGUCAGGUCAGCCUCCAACCCUGAUCUGGCUGCGGAUGCUGGCAUCAACCGACACCUUACCCCUAGCUCGAGCGGCUUUCUUCAGCGCGGCCCGCUUCAGCGGCCCCCGUCUGUCUACUCAACCUACUCCGACUUUGGUGCCCGCAGCCGUUCGCCUGGCUUGAUGCCUGGUAACCGAGUGUCGUCUGCUCAGUCUAGGCGUUCCCCCGAUGUCAGGCCAUCGUCCUACGCCGAGCUCCUGAACGUGCCCUACCCUCAACAGGCCCCGGCUCCCAUCAGCUUUGACAACAACAGGCUACGGAAUGCUGUCGGUAACAACGCUUCACUUCUCAGCGCCCAGAAGACCUUGGAGAUGUAUCGUCAAAAUGUUAAGAAGACUACCGAUCUCUCCAUCCAGUACUCCUUUGCUGUUUUCCUCAUCUCCACGGCCCAGGAGCAAGGGCUUGAUUGGGAAGAGCCUGCACGGAAGAAGGGAGACGAUCAGAUCAAGGGAUCUCCGCAGGAGCUGGUGAAAGAGGCCAAGCAGAUCCUCCAAAAGCUGUCGAGCGCCGGAUAUCCGUUUGCGCAAUACUACCUUGCCGAUGGCUAUGCGUCUGGUCUCUUCAGCAAGGGCAAGGAAGAUUACAGUCAGGCAUUUCCUCUGUUUGUGAUUGCUGCCAAGCAUGGCCACGCCGAGUCUGGAUAUCGAAGUGCUCUGUGCUACGAAUUCGGCUGGGGGUGUCGCAAGGACCCUGCGAAAGCUGUCCAGUUCCUUCGUAUCGCCGCGUCAAAGAGACACCCCGGUGCUAUGACGAGGUUAGGCAAGGCAUGCCUCGUGGGUGACCUUGGAGAGAAGCGCUACCGCGAAGGCAUCAAGUGGAUGAAACUGGCGGCGGAAGCCGCGGACUCCAUCUACAAUUCGGCACCAUAUCAGUUGGCGUGCUUGUACGAGACGGGCUACGGGGACGAUGUCUUCAAGGAUGAGAACUAUGCCGCCGAGCUGUUCACGCAAGCUGCUGAACUUGGACAUCCCGAAGCUAACUUCCGUAUGGGGGAAGCAUAUGAACAUGGCAAGCUCGGAUGUCCGAGGGACCCUGCCCUCAGUGUGCACUUUUACACUGGCGCGGCUGAGAAGGGCCACGCGGCCGCCAUGAUGGGACUGUGCUUCGUCAAGGCGCAGUAUGCCGUCGGGUACUUCACAGAGAUGGGCAUCGGAUGCCGGCGCGACAUCUUGGAGGCCAAUGUGUGGUACGUCAAGGCAGCUGACUCUGGAGACGACCGCGCAAGGCAGAGGAUUGCCAUUAUUCAGGCUGCCGUCAGCGGCGGAACACCUAUGGAGGUUGCGCCGCCACGCAACGGCAAGGCUAAGAAGGGCGACGAUAAGGACUGCAUUCUCAUGUAA
Messenger RNA from Verticillium alfalfae VaMs.102, 2031 nucleotides. RefSeq names its product SKT5. Lineage: Eukaryota; Fungi; Ascomycota; Sordariomycetes; Glomerellales; Plectosphaerellaceae. The record is from RefSeq and is a predicted model, not a curated record. The coding region runs from base 1 to 2031 and encodes 676 amino acids. The transcript is spliced from 3 exons. Gene Ontology annotation, molecular function: protein binding.